AGCUUUGGUAGUUGCACUGCAUUUACUCUCUCUCACACACACAGAGACACUCUUCUCAUUAAGCUCCUUCUCCUUCUUCUCCUUCUCUCCCGUGCUCCGGAAUUGCUCUAAUUUCCCCAAAUUCAUCAACCAAUCCAUCUGUUCUUCUGCUUCUCUCGAUCCCAGCAUGAGUUUCUUCACAGAUCCGUCUCUUUUUUGACUAAUUUCAGCUUAUAAAUCCCUUUUUUCAUGGCUUUUUACCUGGAAUUCGAGUUCCACGGCGUUUAGCUUCAUCGCAUUUCAAGUUCUCUAUUUGAUCCACCAUUGCUGCAGCUUCCGUGAAGGGAGAAAGGUUGAGCAUUGUUUAUGGAGGGUGAAUUGUGUUCUUCUCGCACUUUAUCACCUUGUCGAAUGGAAAGUAGUGAUGAAGAGCUUUCGGUGCUUCCUCGGCACACUAAAGUUAUUGUCACCGGGAAUAAUAGAACAAAGUCUGUUUUGGUUGGGCUCCAAGGUGUUGUCAAGAAGGCUGUUGGUCUUGGUGGUUGGCAUUGGCUGGUUCUGAAGAAUGGGGUGGAGGUGAAGUUGCAAAGGAAUGCAUUGAGUGUUUUGGAAGCCCCGACCGGAAAUGAGGAAGAUGAUGAUGACUUUGGCUGCGAAAACUCUUUCUGCAGUAGCUCGGACAUGGGAGAGAAAGAUAUUGAUUACUCUAGCAGAGAGUUCCCCCGCAAAUCAACGAAACCAAGAGCAAGACUAGCCAGGCCUUGGACAUCAUCCAUGAAGUCGAUUAACCGAAAUGGUUACAGAGAUAUUCAAUCCCAUGUUUUGAAGCCUCGAUCGAGAGUGAAUUUAUCUAAACUUGGUACUGCUGCAUUAUGGAGAUAUUGGAGGCACUUCAAUCUGGUGAGUAUAAAUCCAAAUCCAUCAAAAGAACAACUGAUUCAUGGAGUGCAGAAUCAUUUCCUAUCUCAGCAAUUGGAUGAGUUGCAGGUGAUGAUAAGCUUCAUACGCACAUCAAAGAGAUCAAAAGCUCUAUGAACUGAAAGUGUACUGAAGAAGUAGAAAGAAAAGAGAAAGACUUGUGUUAAAGUGUGUGUGAGAUUCAUGUAAAUGUAGUGUAGAAUGAAGCAAAAAUUUCUGUCAGAAAAUCAUGUUCGAUGUGUUCUGAUGAUAUUCUAACCAUGAAAUUUUUAUGCUAUGUCCUGAGUUAUCAUCAUCAUCAUUAUCAUUUUAAAUCA
This is a messenger RNA of Dioscorea cayenensis subsp. rotundata (Guinea yam), 1214 nucleotides long. RefSeq lists its product as uncharacterized. NCBI's taxonomy places the organism in Eukaryota, Viridiplantae, Streptophyta, Magnoliopsida, Dioscoreales, Dioscoreaceae. Gene Ontology annotation, biological process: regulation of DNA-templated transcription. The record is from RefSeq and is a predicted model, not a curated record. Gene Ontology annotation, cellular component: histone deacetylase complex. The transcript has 7 exons. Gene Ontology annotation, molecular function: protein binding; transcription coregulator activity. Bases 346 to 1014 code for a protein of 222 amino acids.